AUUUCUAUUUACUAUUUAGCUCUUGAAUAACUCAAAUAAAAAGUAAAACACUUUAUAAAAUGAAUUACUCACUUCUUAUUCUACUUAUUGGAUUGGUCUUUCACUGUGGAGAAGCAAGCAAAAAGAAAUCAAUAGUGUCGGGUACACCAUGGCCAGGUUUCCCGUUCAACCGGCCUCCUAUGGGAUAUUUCUCGAAAUCCCCUGUGGAACCUGACGAAUAUUAUGAAGACUAUGACUUGGUCGAGGAAAACGACCUCGAUGAGAAUGAAAAAUCUACCACGAAGCCAGAUUACAAGAAGUCCAAUGCUUUUCAUGCCGGAAUAGCCAGUGCGAUUCACGACUUUACAUUCGACUUGUACAAGGGGAUGGUUCGAAACAAAAGCGUGGAAGACAAUCUCGUUUUUUCUCCACUCUCUGUCUACACCGCAUUGUGCAUGUUAACGCUAGGACUCGGAGGCAAGUCACACUCACAAGCAAUGGAAGUACUUCACGGGGACGCUUUCCCAGAUGUUCACAAUGCAAUGUCGGAAUUAUCUGAUGCAAUUUUUGACAAUUCAAGAUCGGGUAGUGUCACGCUUACCAAAGCAAACAGAAUAUUUAUUGACCGAUCUGUGAGACUCCUCAAAGAAUUCAAAUCUAGUAUGAGAAAGGACUACCACGUCAGCGCAAAGAAAGUCAACUUCAUGAAUGCUCCCGACUUAAACCGAAGAAGAAUCAACCAAUUCGUACAAAGACAUACGGAACGAAAAAUCAAGGACCUUGCACCAAGAGGAUCGAUUUCAUCCGACACAAGAUUGUUUAUUGCAAACGCUAUGUACAUGAAGGCUUCUUGGGAAACACGAUUCACGUUUACGGACAAAGGAAGAUUUACCGUCAAUCCGAGUGAGAAAAUCAUUGUAGACAUGAUGCAAAGUUCCAGUGGAAGCUGUUAUACCACACUUAGCAAUGAAUUGAACGCAGAAGUGAUCAGGAUUCUUAUGAAAGGUGACGUCAGCUUCAUAGCCAUCGUGCCUUCCACUCCAGGAGAUUUCUCUCUACUAGAAGAUGGGAGAGGAAAAGGACGAACACGCCGAGCAUUGGAAGCCUUAUACGAACCCGGGUUUUCAGUGUGGCCACAGUUAUGCCGUAUUACAAUGCCAAAAUUCAAGAUCGACUUCAAAGCAGACGACUUGAUAGACGUUUUGAAAGACAUGGGAAUGACGGAUAUCUUUGACCCAACGGAGGCAGAUCUUAGCAAAAUGACACCGAGUAGAGAGCCAUUGUACGUGAGCGAUGUGCGUCAUAAAGCUACCAUUGACGUCAACGAAAAUGGUCUCGAAGCAGCAGCGGCUACAGGAAUUGGGGUUGCGGCGCGUAUGAUGCCACAACCUGUCACGAUAGAUCGACCAUUUUUAUUUAUGGUACGAGACGAGAAAACUGGAGCUACAAUAUUCACCGGAAAAGUCGUUCGGCCAAAAUAUGAAUAAAAAUCGCAUUUCGAAUCAAAAUCGAAAACUUGACGCGAGAAUAGUAGCCGAUAAGAAAGAGACACAAUGAGUCCUGCUACAUUGGAGAGACAAAACACUCAAUUUUGGCGGCUAUAAAACUGGACAGUGCUUGAGACAGCCUUUUUAUCAUCAAUGCAUUUUGCUGAGAACAUGCUUGCAUUUCUAUAAUUACGAUUACAAAAAGUAAAAGCUGGACAGGUAUACAACACCAUAGAUAUCAAAGCAUAGUGUCGUAUUUUGGUAUUUUUAUAUUUUUAACUUAUUAAUUGUUAUAUAAAUUUUUUAAUUAGUUUGAAGGUCUGCUACAAUUAAGUUAUACAUUUUAUUUGUUUCUUGUUUGGUAAAUACCAACUUGACCAUCUAUAUAGGAAACGUUAUUGACAAAUUAACAGUCCAUCGGAGACUACGCUGCCAAUGGUUUACACUCGAUUUUGUAAAGCUUGAAUAAAGGCAAUGUGAGACGUUUUUCAUUUCAGGAUAUUUUAUUGGAUCAAAACAGACGUUUUAUGCUUCAUUUUAUAUUUAUGCGUAUUUUUCUUUUUAUACAAAUAUUAAAUAAAACA
This is a messenger RNA of Styela clava, 2050 nucleotides long. RefSeq names its product leukocyte elastase inhibitor-like. Gene Ontology annotation, biological process: negative regulation of endopeptidase activity. The record is from RefSeq and is a predicted model, not a curated record. NCBI's taxonomy places the organism in Eukaryota, Metazoa, Chordata, Ascidiacea, Stolidobranchia, Styelidae. Gene Ontology annotation, molecular function: serine-type endopeptidase inhibitor activity.